This is a messenger RNA of Ectocarpus siliculosus, 2024 nucleotides long. Lineage: Eukaryota; Phaeophyceae; Ectocarpales; Ectocarpaceae. The record is from the annotation of a GenBank genome assembly.
AUGGCCCGCCGAUGGGGGGGGCGCAACCGGGGCAGGGAUACGGUGGUAGUCGAUACGGCGGCGGCGGCGGCGGCGGCGGCGGUGGAGGUUCGCAGCAGUACCCCUCUCAGGGAGGGGCCCCGCAGGGGUGGCAGCCGCCGUCGAGGCCCGGGAUGGCUCUUCAGGCGACCGGACCGAGCAGGGGGCCGAUCCAGCGGGAUAUGGGGUACCAAGGACAGCUUCCGACCCGGCGGAUCCGUGCUGAAGAAGAAGGAGGAAUCCGUGGCGAGUGCCAACAUCCAGGCGUUCGGCGGCCCCGGCGCCUACGGCAACCCCUUCCCAUCGUUCGCGGGCCCCCCUGGCUUGGGCGGGGGCCAACAGGACGGCCCGACGCCCGACCUCGCUGGGCCCGGCGCGCCUGAGGUGAUCUCCGUAGAUGGGAGCAUCGUCAUGGUGCUCAAGCCUAACGAUCUUGCCAAGAAGAAGAGAAAGUUCAAGCAGGAUGGUGCCAACAAGCUGCAGGUCAUCGCGACGUUCGACCACUGCCUGACGGCGUUCCACGCCAAGGAUGGCAAGACGCCCUGUCUCAAGACCACCGACGCCUUGGAGCAGAACCAACACGUGAUGCUACCCGAGGCCGCGAAAAAGGUGCGCUUCUUGCGGAGCGACUUCAAGAGGAGGAUGGACGAGGGCGGGAAGACCAUGACUCCAGACGAAAGAGUCGCAGCACUCGAAGACAACCUUCGCAAGGUGUACAGUGUGGUGGCUAUGGAGGGGGGCGUGCACAUGAAUUCGAUCGGGCCCGCCAUCGAGUCGCAGCUUGACGGCAUUCCGCUCAGGGAGGGCGUAGACGAUAUGACGGCUGCGCUGGCGUGGAGGGCUAUUCCCCUUACCAUCUUCUGCGCGGGCUACGGAAACGUGGCGAUGGAGGUGUUGCGGAGAGGAUCUCCGAAGAUCACGGGGCCGGGGGGCGUGUUCACCCCUCACCUACGAUUGGUGGCCAACUUCUUCAGACCGGACGACACCAUGACCAUAAUCGGGAUGUACGACACGGUGCCCCUGAUCCACGAGGCCAAGAAGUCCGGCGCGACGUUGCUGGAGUUCCUCCGAGGCGUUCGUCAGGAGAAUGCCUUCUCCGCACGGUCGAACGUGCUUCUGCUGGGAGCGGAGCUGUCCGAUAUCGGCCUCGGCAAUGGUUUGCCCGGCGUGGAAGAGCGGAUUACGGUGGGAUUCCUCAAGCUGGACGGGCACGUGCUCGACAAGCUGCCGCGCUACGCCCAGGCGUACGACGUGGUGAUCCUGGGGGAUGGGGACAUGUCCUACGCCAACGAGAUCCUCCACGAGGUCGUCGGGUAGACAAGCGGGGGAGAGAGGCCCCACCGGCGUGGAUCUCUCCCAUCAUCUAGGCGGCUACCGAUGAUAGCUUUCGUCCGGUUGGGAGGGGCGAGAGAGAGAGAGAGAGACCCUACGAGCGUAGAUCUCUCCCAUCAUCUACGCCACCGAUUUUUUUGGGUCGGAUUGGGAGGGAGAGAGAGAGAGGCCCUACGGGCGUGUAGAUCUCUCCGAUCGUCUAGGCGGCUACCGAGACCUUUUGUCGGAAAGAUAGAGCUACUCGUACGGAAUCAACGCCACCCAAACCCAUACCCGCCACCCCCAAUGCGAUGCUUAAGCUCAAGCGAUUAACUGCCACGCGUUGGACUAUUCAGCCUGAGUAGUAGCAGUUGUGGUCAAGAGGAGGGGGGCGUAUUCGGUACACCGACGAUGUUGGGCAUCACAUGCGUUAGUUAGGUCGUGCGGGGCUCCCGCGGAAGCGGUAGCCAUCUGAAGUUUAGAUGGGCACAUGAGUUUGGUGGCUAAAAUUGUUUCGCGUGUCUGGCGUUUCAGCUGUAGGUAGGUUACGAAACGUGGACCAGUUGCGUCGUUGUUGGAGCGGUGACGGUGGCUGCAGUUUGAGAAGCAUGUCUGUGCGUAUGCUGGCGUUGUCAUUUUUCUCUCUGGUUUUCAAUUAUGACUCUGUAUGAUACCCAUACACUCCCCAACUUCUU